AUGGAGCGGUUUGAGAUGGCCUCCGUCCAUUCAGUCGAGCGCCCUCAGCUGGAUGUGGCGACCAAUGGCUGCCAGGCAUCUUUUCAUAAUGACGACGACAGCGAUUCAGAAGAACUUCAUUCAGAUCGCGUUGGCCUUCCGCUCGUCCUGCUGGAGCUGUCCAGAGGCAAAGAGAUGCUGGAGGCACUAAAGGGCUUGUGUCUGGACAGCAAGCGCAGUAAAAUCCUGCAGAGGCUGGAGUUGUCGCUGGACAUCCUCACUGGCACCAUUGAACGUAUCUCCAACACGGCCGAGUUGCUUGGAGCGGUGCACCAGGAGGCUCGUGUGAGUCGGGCAGUGGAGCUGAUGGUGGCUCACGUGGAGAAUGUGAGGAGGCGACUGGAGCGACAUGAGGCGGUGCUGGAGGAGGCCAAGAAGUUGAUCCAGCAGCAGAACUCCUGCAGGAGCAUCGAUGACACUGGAGCUCCUCUUGAUCUGGAUGAAAGUGACAGCUGGAAGAAAAGCUUUCAGCAGAAUGGCAGUCGCCGCAGAGUCAGCGUGUCACUGAUUCCAAGUGACAUCCAGCCUCUCCACAAGGCAAAACGCGAGUCCAAGAAGCGGGCCGCUCAUGAGGAAGCUGACCCGAGCCAUAAGUUGUUCCCCGCCUGCUCAUCUCCCUGCUUGAGCUCGGCAUCCAGCUGCAGUGGCCUCAACAAGGACGACAGCUGCUCGGUGGAUGGCAGACCACUUGAUCUCGACGAAGUGUCUGCCGCUGCGCCUCACUCGGGGCCACCUCCCCAGCCGUCUCCCAUCCCAGAACGCUCUGUCCCGUGCAAAGCAACUGCUGGUGGAAGGGUGCCGCACAAGAGUUGCGCGCCGGACACAACAAGGCAGAGGCACAAGAGCAAAGCUUCAUUGGCAAAGAAAAAGGCUGACAAGGAGAAGAAAAAGUCCAACAUCUGCCAGCGGAUUUCUGUAGAUGGCUCGUCCUGCAGGCAGCGCCGUCAAGCCCGCCAUCGCUCACUGCUUCUCUGCGUCUUUGUGUUUCUCUCCUUCAUCACCUGGAUUUUUCUCUUUGUGUAAGAAUUUUUCAAGGUAAAGAGAGGAAAUAUACUUUUUCCAAUAAAUACGUUAAUACUUGGCUCUUU
Molecule: messenger RNA, 1127 nt
Organism: Hippocampus comes (tiger tail seahorse)
Lineage: Eukaryota; Metazoa; Chordata; Actinopteri; Syngnathiformes; Syngnathidae
Gene: irag3a
Product: protein MRVI1
Exons: 11
Coding region: 1-1062 (353 amino acids)
Source: RefSeq, a predicted model, not a curated record